CUGCCUUUCAGCUGAUGAUGCAUGUGGCAGAAUAGGCUUGGGGAGCAUUGCUAUAGCAACCGCAAACAGAAAGGCACUUCAGAGCAAUCUCUAAGAGGAAAUGUGACCUGGGCCAUUACACAUCUACAAGCCCUACUAGACAACCGGAUCACUUCUAAAGAUAAAAUUGAAGGUGAGCAGCAGGUGACAGCAGCGAGUAUGUCGUGGUUCAGCUGGAACGAGCCGUACUAUCGGAGCCCACGACGUGAGCCGUCUGAAGUGGUUACGGACACCCUGAUGCUGGAGCUGAGCUGGCAGAUGAAGGAGGCCGAGAGACAGCAGCGGGAGCGAGACAAUGAGUAUCGGCGACUGAAGAGCGGCGUGGACUACAGCUGGCUCAUGAGCACCCCACGCAGCUCUCAUGACAUCAGCCAAGGAGAGAGACUCGGCCUUGAGGACCUGUGUAGCAAAGUACCACCAUCAUACUGCGGAUCUGUAAUACAACGGUUUCGGCAGGUGCUGAUGGAGAAUGAGCCUGAGGUGCAGGAGGUUUCUGGACUCUUUCGCUCCGUGCUUGCGGAAACACUUGAGCGUGUUCAUGAGGAGCAGGAGGCGCAGCGUCUGACCCACCAGUGGAACAACAGACGCUCCAUAAGCCUGUCGCUGAUGAGCUUCAAGUCUCGCGUGCGGAUCAACCCUUUCGGCAGCACCUUGGGACUGAAAUCAAACAGCUACGGCUCAGAGGAAGAUGGAGUAGAUGUUAAGACUGUGUGUGGGGAUGUUGAGAAGGGCCUUGGUCAGACAACAGAGAAAGCACAGCGCGUGUGGAGCAUGCCGGAGUUUCGGCACAAGGGGAUCAAUGGGAAAGCUUGAGUGUCUGGGAGUGGGAUUCAGCAGGAUCUGGUCCAGUCUACGACUGUCUGAUAUUCCCAGCAUCACCUUCACUGUCAGUGUAUUUAUAUUUCCAGAAGUAUGGAGGGAAGAGGUAUGUUUAUGUUGGGAAAUAAAACUAAAGCAAAACAUCAUAAAUCAAUAAAUAUGUUACAAGGAAUAUGUUACAGAUCAUAAAGCCACACUUUUCAUUGUUGACUGAAUGUGCAUAUAUGCAGUAAAACCAGAUACUUGCCUGAUCAUUUACUAUCAGAUUCAAUUUGUUCUGUUUAAAAAAGCAAGUCAAUAAAAGAACUAUGUAAAACAUGACUAUAGUUAAUCUGGUUUACAUUCUAGCAUUAUUUUCACCAGCCAUCAUAACUACACUGAACAAAAUUAUAAACGCAACACUUUUGUUUUUGCCCCCAUUUUUCAUGAGCUGAACUCAAAGAUCUAAGACUUUUUCUAUGGACACAAAAGGCCUAUUUCUCUCAAAUAUUGUUCACAAAUCUGUCUAAAUCUGUGUUAGUGAGCACUUCUCCUUUGCCGAGAUACUCCAUCCACCUCACAGGUGUGGCAUAUCAAGAUGCUGAUCAGAUUCAAUUUGUAUGACAAGUUAUUCUGAAAUAGUACAGUUGCCUAAUUUGUGAACUUUAGGAAAAAAUGGGGUUUUAAACGGCCCUUCUGUUUUACAAUUGAUAUAAAUAUAAUUAAAAAGAAAAAUAGGCUAUAACAUUCAAGUUCAGGUCAACUUUUAUAACAUUGCCCCGUUUUUCAGAACAGGUGGUGCUGUAUUUGGUGUGGAUAUGUUCAGAUGCUUGUGAUUGGUAGAUUUAUUUAUUUUUUUGCUUUUUGUAUGGCAGUCUUGUCAUGGAUGUGAAAGUGUACAAUAUUAAAUUUUAUUUAAUUACUUUGUCAAUUGAUUUAGUCACUGUAACUAAAAUGUAAAUGUAUAAAAUCAAUAAAUGUUUUAAUUUCA
This is a messenger RNA of Onychostoma macrolepis, 1828 nucleotides long. RefSeq names its product retinal degeneration 3, GUCY2D regulator (gene rd3). The record is from RefSeq and is a predicted model, not a curated record. NCBI's taxonomy places the organism in Eukaryota, Metazoa, Chordata, Actinopteri, Cypriniformes, Cyprinidae. The coding region runs from base 22 to 852 and encodes 276 amino acids. The transcript has 3 exons.